AAAUAAAAAGAGAGAGGGACGCCAUUGAAAGCAGAGUAGUACAUCACGUUAAAAGCUAGAGAGAUCAAAACCAAACAAAUAUUUAAAGCAACAACGUGAAGCACUUGAAACAAGAUUGAGAUAUAACCAAACCAAACCCUAUCCCUUCUACUUCUAGGCGUUUUACUUCGGCGGUUUUGGCGGCUGCUGAAGGCUUCCAAUGAGCAGAAACAUCAACAUCGUUGGCGUUUGCCAGAGCAACAGCGGUUACUAUGGCUAUGGCUAUGGAGGAGGAUACGUGGAGAAGAGACAGUUGUUCCUAAAGAGCUACCAGUUCUCGAGGAAACAGAGCUUGACUGAGAAGAUCAAGAGAUCUGUGGGGAGAGUAGUGAAGAAAGUUGUCUGGAUGAAGUUGAAAUCUGCUCGGAGACUGAAACGCGUUGUUUGGUCGCGUCUCAAAACGGCGUUUUUCUACCACCAUAGACGUUUCUUUCGUCUCCUUCGCCCAAACAAGCACUCCUCCUGCUUCUAGUAUCCUAAGUCUCGAUCUCUUCUCUCUUUUUUUUUCAUUCGUUUGUGUGUGCAUUAGUUUGCUGCUUGCUCAUGUUGUUAAUUCACUAAAUAAUCUUUGUUACGAAUAUAUAAAUACUAUGCUUGCGGAUUGUGAAUUGUGAUCAUGUAUUAGAUUUUUAUUCUAGAUUUUGUAAAAGAGUUAUCAAGAUUUUGAUUUUGAUUAGGA
Molecule: messenger RNA, 718 nt
Organism: Raphanus sativus (radish)
Lineage: Eukaryota; Viridiplantae; Streptophyta; Magnoliopsida; Brassicales; Brassicaceae
Exons: 1
Coding region: 200-511 (103 amino acids)
Source: RefSeq, a predicted model, not a curated record